GGUGAAAGCGGCGCGACCCGAGUCAGUCGUGUCGGAGCUGGGGGCGUCGUAGCAUUGUGCGGAUCGGUCGAUUAGUCAGACCAGGCGAUCGAGUCAGAUCGAAUCGAGUCGAGUGGACGGAGAAGAGAUUCCGCGUGCAGAGGAUUAAUUCCCAUUAAUUCCAGGAUUCAGGAUGGCGCUCUUCCGCUUCACCCCGAGACGCUGCCGGGAGCUUCAGAAAAAAAUAACAUCGACCAUCUUCGUGCGACAGCUGACCGAUGCAUCCACGGAUCUCAGAAGGAUUCUCGCGGAAAAAAUUCCCAGGGAGCAGGAACGCGUCAAAGCCUUCCGUAAGAACCAUGGUGCCACCAAGGUUGGAGAAGUAACCGUCGACAUGAUGUACGGCGGUAUGCGCGGCAUCAAGGGUAUCGUGUGGGAGCCAUCGGUGCUGGAUCCGGAGGAAGGCAUCCGUUUCCGCGGCAAGUCGAUCCCCGAAUGUCAGAAGCUGUUACCGAAGGCGGCCGGUGGCGCGGAACCGCUUCCGGAGGGUCUCUUCUGGUUGCUGAUCACCGGCGACGUGCCCACGGAAGCGCAGGUGAAGGCCAUCUCGCAGGAUUGGGCGUCCAGGAGCACGUUACCCGAUCACGUGGUCAAGGCCCUCAACAACUUCCCCAAGACCCUGCACCCGAUGACGCAGUUUUCCGCGGCCAUCACGCUGUUGAACAGCGAGAGUGAGUUCGUGAAAGCUUACAACAAGGGCGUGCACAAGAGCAAGUAUUGGGAAACCGUGUACGAGGAUUCGAUGAAUCUGAUUGCCAAGCUGCCGGUGGUGGCGGCUACCAUUUACCGCAACAUCUACAAGGGCGGCAAGGGCCUGGGCUCGGUGGACGCCGGCAAGGAUUGGUCCUGGAAUUUCGCCAACAUGCUCGGCUACGACAACCCGCAGUUCAUCGAGCUGAUGCGUCUCUACCUGACGAUCCACUCGGAUCACGAGGGCGGCAACGUGUCCGCGCACACCACUCACUUGGUGGGAUCAGCCCUGUCGGAUCCCUAUCUGUCCUUCUCCGCCGGGAUGAACGGCCUGGCCGGACCGUUGCACGGGCUGGCCAAUCAGGAGGUGCUGGUGUGGCUGGAGAAGCUACGCUCUCAGGUCGGCGACAGUCCGAGCGACGACAAGCUCAAGGAAUUCAUCUGGAAUACGUUGAAGAGCGGCCAGGUCGUGCCCGGUUACGGACACGCCGUUCUCAGGAAAACCGACCCGAGAUACACGUGCCAGAGGGAGUUUGCCCUGAAACACUUGCCGGACGAUCCAUUGUUCAAGUUGGUCGCGCAGGUGUACAAGGUGGUCCCGCCGGUCCUGCUGGAGACUGGCAAGGUGAAGAACCCCUGGCCAAACGUGGACGCUCACUCAGGCGUAUUGUUGCAAUACUAUGGCAUGAAGGAGAUGAACUACUACACGGUCCUGUUCGGCGUCUCGCGUGCCCUGGGCGUGCUUGCCUCCCUGGUGUGGGACCGUGCUCUAGGAUUGCCCAUCGAGAGGCCCAAGUCCCUCAGCACCGAUCUCCUUAUGAAAUCCCUCAAUGCUUAAAGAGCCCGUCUGUCACUUAAUCGAUGAUCGUUAUCGGCACCACUUCGGAAUCAGUCCCGUCAUCUCGAUCUCGUUGAAGCAACGCCGGGAAUCCUAUCUUUUAAAAGGUAGCAUGGUUCUGACACCGACCUCGAGGGAGUCAUUGACCCCGCGCCUUAUCAAACGAACGAGACUACGAAUUGUAAAGAGUGAAAGGAUGAGAGAAUGAAAGGGAGAACGAGAAUGUGCGAAAGGAACAAGGCUAGGUAUUAAACACGACAAAUAAUUACGUCAUAAUAAUGUAUUAUCUAAUUGUAGAAUUAAGAGCAAACACAUCAAUAUUCCGCGUCAAGGAAUUUGCACUAACUUUCCUCCUGUUGGUGCUUUUUGAACACGAGCGAUUUCAGGGAAUUGUAUUAAAAUUACCAUUAAAAUUGUAUAAAUGCAAUUAAUACGACUUUCGAGUCGCUGAUGGUCUUCAGCAAGUAUCGAUGGAGGGGAAAGUGUGUUAAGUGAAAUGCAGUUGUCGCGACGUAGAUGCUUGUUGAAGCGGAAACGUAGAUGGUCCAAUAGUGGAAACUGCCAACCUCGUGAGAAAAUUGAAAAGACAGCGUGCAAGUCCAAGAGAUGAGUUUCACACGUCUUUAAAUAGCAAAAAAUAUCUCAGUAGGUGUCUUUUCGAGAGACGUCCUCCAUGGGAUUUCAUAUUAUUCGGAAAUACACACACAAAAUAAAGAAAUGUAUCAGAGAUAGAUGAAGCAUUAUUGUAAAUACACUCAUCCCUCUCAAUAUUUAGUAAUGCGUUGAUUAUCGCCGGAAAUUUAGGAGGCAAGAUAACGAUAGUCAACAUAUUAGCAAUUAAUUUUAGCGACAUAGAGGCAGUGAAAAAUGGCGAUUAAGUAGCAGAUUCAUAUUGCGUAAAGAUAACGUAAAUGUCCAAAAAACAUCCCCCUUCAGGUGGACAUCCUAGAAGAUGAUCCAAUUCGAACAGAACGUUAUUAUUCGGAUUUUCUCGAGUUUCUUCGAGAUUUUUGCGUUGUAUUGGGCUCGACACCAUCUAGGAAAUUAGUACAAUGUAUCAAUACAUUGUUUUGCCUUGUCAUUCGCGAGAUGCACUGCCUAAAGGUGUAUAUUAUAUUUUAUUUUAAUUGAAAAAAAAGGUAAAUUUGAUCGAAAGCGAAUUUUUACAAAUAGAGGAUUUCGAAACAAGAGGAUUAGUCGCCAAAAUGCGAACACGCGGUGCUAAUUAAUUCGAAUGUAAUUCUCUUGGCCGUUAGUUUCACUGUCCUACUUCUCUCUCAGGAAGUUUAUUGCUAUUAAAAUGUUCUUAGAAACGCGGAAAGAGGUAACAUUAUCGUGCCGCAAGUUGCUGUAGUUGCAGAAUACUUAAGAGCGAGCGAAAAAACAGAUGCGGAGUCAUCGACAAGCACUUAAAUAGCAGUCAAUAGUCCCUUACCCAACCGUGGCGAGUCAUCGUGCGUGAAAUUAAGGAGAAUGAUCAGUGGUGAGACCACUGUUAUCGGAAUGAACGAGUGUGUGCGUACCUUAUUUAUAAUAAAAAAAUGUGAAAAUAAACGGAUGUCUAAAGGUGACAGUUGUAAACUUUC
Molecule: messenger RNA, 3153 nt
Organism: Camponotus floridanus (Florida carpenter ant)
Lineage: Eukaryota; Metazoa; Arthropoda; Insecta; Hymenoptera; Formicidae
Gene: kdn
Product: probable citrate synthase 2, mitochondrial
Exons: 4
Coding region: 173-1567 (464 amino acids)
Biological process (GO): tricarboxylic acid cycle; citrate metabolic process; carbohydrate metabolic process
Cellular component (GO): mitochondrial matrix
Source: RefSeq, a predicted model, not a curated record